AUGAGGGACUUUCUCGACAACCAACCAGCGCGACGAGACAACGAGACAGACGAAGUCUUUGCCAGUUUCCAAGGAUUCGAAGAAGCCAUUACGAAGGUAUUCGGAACAACCGACGAGGAACGAGAGGCCGAACAGAAACUUCGAGAACUCCGACAAAGGAUCUCAGCAUCGGAUUAUGCUGCGAAGUUCCGUCAAGUCACCUCAAAGCUUGAUUGGGACGACGAACCUCUUAUGUCACGAUUCUACGACGGGCUGAAAGAAGAAGUCAAGGACGAGCUCUACAAGGAAAAUCGACCUGACAACCUCUCGGACUACAUUGCUAUGGCAGUACGAAUCGACGACAGACAGUAUGCGCGACGCCAAGAAAAGAAACAAGGAAGAGGAAACUGGAACCCUUCCUAUGGGAACAACUUUAACCGACGCGCCAACUACAAGAAGAAGCGCGAAACUCCCAUUGCUUACGCCCACACAACUAACCCAGGCAAAAUGGACCUGGAUGCAACAAAGAAGGGCGAAGGAAAAUGCUUCAACUGCGGAAAGUUGGACAUUUCUCACGAAAUUGCAAGCAACCUCGCAAGGAGAAGAAAGUUCACUGGGCCCCAGCCCCAGAAGGUAAGAGACACCUGA
Molecule: messenger RNA, 627 nt
Organism: Hirsutella rhossiliensis
Lineage: Eukaryota; Fungi; Ascomycota; Sordariomycetes; Hypocreales; Ophiocordycipitaceae
Product: retrotransposon gag protein
Exons: 1
Coding region: 1-627 (208 amino acids)
Source: RefSeq, a predicted model, not a curated record